UAUGAUGAAUUAAGAAAGUGGAAUAGAAGAAAAGAUAAAGUGUUUUUAUUUUUAUUUAAGAAAAAAGAAAAAAAAAAGAUCGAUACUAGUUUUUAUUGCUUAGCCUUUGAAGCCAGAACUCUGAUCGAUAAUCCGCCGGAGAAUCGAAUCCCCGAUGAAGAAUAUGAAAUAGUGUUCAUUAACUUCAUCGACAGGUUUCUCGAUUUUAAUCCUGAUUCACAGAGGCAAAAAUUCAAGGUAGAUGACAGUAAGCAUGAGAUACUCAUGUUCAAGGAUCAUAACGGUACAAUGAUUAACCGCGGAAUUCGACUUCUUGAUGCUGUGAGCAGUACCGAAUAUCAAGAGGAUGACGGCAUUAUGUAUCCUUAUUUCGAGUUCAUGCCUUUGAAUCUGUUUACGAGCAAGACAUCGUUUUCUUUAAAGCUCUCUUUUUCGGAUCUUCGGGAUCCGGAUUUUGUUUCUAUGCCUUGUCUUAAAGUCAUGUUUCUUCGGGAAAUUCGAUGGUCUGGUACUAUGCAUCUUGAAAAGCUUGUCUCAGGAUGUCCUGUUCUUGAAGACUUGACCUUGGUAAGGUAUCUUGACGAGGAUGAAUUGGUGCUUGCGCUUACAGUUGUGAGGUCUGGGAGCUUGAAGACUUUAUAUGUUCCGUUCGCAUAUGGAAGUUAUUGUAGAUCAAGAGUCCCAAACACAGUACUUGAGAUUGAUGCUCGAGGACUAGAGCAUAUGACUCUCAAAGAAAAACAUUUCGAGAAAAUUAUAGUAAAGAACCUUACUUGUAUGUUCAUGAUUGACCUUGAUUUCAAGUUUGUUGUCAAGUACGGCAGUAUUUUUGAUCCAGAGGAUUUAUCAAAGACAAAUGAAAUCCUUGGUUUUCUCACUGGGAUAUCUCGUGCAAGACAUAUGAUCAUCUCUAAGUACGGCAGUAGUUUAGUGUUUUUUUUUUUUUUUUUUUUGGUUGUUGUUUUUGUAAAAAAACUCAAAUUAAAUAUCAUAUUGUACAGAGGGAGCUAGAGAUAUACAUCUCUUGAGUUUUUGGUAGAUGAUACAAAUCUCAAAUAUUAGGAGAACCAAAAAUUCGUUGGCAUGUUUAUUAGUGACGUUAAUGGAGCCAAACUGCUUUUGUAGUACUGUU
Arabidopsis lyrata subsp. lyrata is the source of this 1132-nucleotide messenger RNA. RefSeq names its product FBD-associated F-box protein At5g27750. The annotation marks the transcript as partial. The transcript has a single exon. The record is from RefSeq and is a predicted model, not a curated record. Lineage: Eukaryota; Viridiplantae; Streptophyta; Magnoliopsida; Brassicales; Brassicaceae.